This is a messenger RNA of Lodderomyces beijingensis, 1986 nucleotides long. The record is from the annotation of a GenBank genome assembly. NCBI's taxonomy places the organism in Eukaryota, Fungi, Ascomycota, Pichiomycetes, Serinales, Debaryomycetaceae.
AUGUUGGAGAUUCUAUCAUUAGUUCAAGAUAUACCAGAUUUCAAGUAUAGGAUAUCCAAACUCAACCCACAACCAAAGAAGAGGUUCCAUUUCAACCAGUUUAAAGACUUGUGUGUACAUUUGUUCAAAAAGGGCAAUGAUGAAACCGACUGCAAUCACCCCAUUAUCGUGGUUCUCAAACCUGAUGAAGAUGAAGAACAGGAAGAAGGUCGGGAGCAGCGACAAAACUCGCAGGGAAAAUCCGCUGCUUUUGCUUCUUCGUUGGAGAAGCUAGCUUUCCGAGAAAAAUGCAUUCUUCUAGACUAUUUUUUUGGCCAUCAUUGUCUAUUUGUCAUUUGCGAUGUCAGCAGCCAUUUGCGGAGCCAGAGAGAUUCAGACGCCAUCGCCUCAACCGUACAUAAUAGAAUAUCAAGAAUAGGUGCUUGGACCGAGACGGUCGAGGCCACGUUAAACACCGCUUCGAAAACUACCUCGAGGAUAGACAGGGACUUGGAAGAAGAGAUCUUGCAGUGGCGAGGCGAACGAGUACCGACAAUGACCCAACUACUCCACAAGAACGUCACCAGGACCAACAAAUCCAGCAAACUAUUGAUCCACAUCAAGCACUUGUUGACCCAGGAGAUUGAUUUUGUCAAACUAUUGUCGAACCAACUGCCCCAGCACUUUGCUCAUCUUUCGGCUAUCAUUGGCGAUUGGUCUUUCCCGGCUCACGAACUCAAUAAUGACGAUUUGAUCUUUUGCGCUUUUGCCAUGUUGAAAUUUGUCCUUAAGCAAAUCGAAUUGGACUUUGCCAAAACCAAAACCGGCCAAGAACGAAGAUUCCAGUUUGCUGAUAAACUAACGAUACCAACGGAUAAUGAAUUGUUUUUGCUUAUUUUUCUUGUUCGCGAAAGCUAUAGAAAUGGCAACCCGUUCCAUAAUUUCCGCCAUGCUGUCGAUGUAUUACAAGCUUGUUUCUACUUCUGUCUCAAAUUGGGAGAUUUCAAAGAUGACGAUGACGCCAUUGGCGAGUUUGAAGUUGAUUUGAAAGAAAUAUUGCGAGAGCUACCUCGGCCCACGGGCAACCACUGUCGAAUAAACCCCAUACAAAGCUUAGCAUUGCUAGUGUCUGCAUUGGGUCACGAUGUGGCCCACCCAGGUAUCACUAAUAAUUUUUUGAUUCAACACAAAGCACCAAUCUCGCUUAUUUACAACGACCGUUCCGUGUUGGAAUCGUAUCAUGCAUCCAUUUUCAUCAACAAGAUACUUGUGCUAUAUUGGCCUAGCUUGCUUGCCACGAAAAUCUCGCUGGCCUCGAAAUUAACGAUUCAGGAUAUCAUUAGUGUGGCCAUCAUUGCUACUGAUAUGUCUAACCACUUUGACUAUCUACAUGAAUUGAAAACUUGGUCCCAAGAGGGAGGCCAGAAUAGCGAUGGGUCAUGCAGCGACUCCAAGUUGAAGCUCAUGGCGGCGUUAUUGAUCAAGUCGGCCGAUAUUUCCAACGUGGCGCGUCCCUUGAAAAUCUCCUCGCAAUGGGCGGUGGUUUUACAGCGAGAGUUUGACGAGGUUUCACAACUUGAAGCUUUGAUUCGGUCACUCAAUGAUUCAGAGGAAACCAGCGGCAGUACCAACAACAACAACAACAACAACUACAAUGAGAAAAGCAAAAACAAAAAUAACAACAACAAGACUGCCAAUAGCGAAGAUCUCACCGAUGACAGCGAUCUGCUGUCUAUCAUUGGAUAUUUUGAAAAAGAAGAAAUCGUCUACGAGACCAUGCCCACAGAGAUCGACAAGAUUGUGUUACGGUACCCCUUGAUUCCAAAGGGGCAGUUGUUCUUUAUUGGAACAUUUGCUGAGAACUUGUUCAACAACAUCAGCAAAUUGUAUCCUCCCUUGGAUUUUGCGUGUGAAAUCAUAAAGGAAAACAAGAAAUAUUGGCAAGGAAGAGAAAAGGAACACACCAAGGUAAAAAGCAACCAACUGAACUCCACUCAACUGAGUUGA